AUAUAUAUAUAUAUAUAUAUAUAUAAACAGUGUUCUCUCUUUUUAAUCUCCAAAAAUUCUGAGAGUUUUACGGUAAACACAAUUUUAAUACACAAUAUUAUUAUCAUAAAUAAUAAUAAUUAUAUAUAAUAAUAUAUAAUUAUUCAAUAUUAUUAUCAUAAAUUUGAAGUGUGCUGUGAUAAACUCCGGGAGUAAAAUCUGUCAAAGACAUAUCAGAAGACCAACCAUGUCAGGGACAUUCGAACAAAUCAAGCUGCUCUAUGACCAGGCAUUAUAUUCAAACGUGAUUUCUUUAUCAAACUUGGUGCUCUCUCUUAGUGAGCACAAUGUUGAUCUUCUACCUGGUUACACAAAGUUCCAUGUGUAUGUCUACUAUGCGGAUGCUCACUUCUAUCUAGGCAAGUAUCGCAGAGCAGAGACUCUGUACAAGAAAGCUCUGCAGUUCCGCAAGUGCCUGCUGAAGUCCAAAGGUACGGGGAAACCCUUGUUGGAUGGCCAGAAGGAUCUACCAUCAGAUGUCAACAUCAAGUACCAGAUCCAUUUAUGCCUGGUGAAGUCGAAGAACCUGCAGGAAGCGUUGCAGGUGCUGCAGAGUAUCCCAGGCAAGCAGCGGACUGCCAAAGUGAACAUGGCACUUGCCAAGAUGUUUCACGAACAGGGAAUGGAGCGAUCUGCCAUUACCACAUAUAAGGAAGUCUUGAGGGAGUGUCCACUGGCUCUGGAAGCUACGGAGGGCCUCCUGUCCUUAGGAGUGAAAGGUGUGGAGGUCAACUCUCUGAUUGUCAGCUCUGUCUCUAACUCGAUGAACUUGGAAUGGCUCAAUACAUGGAUCAAGGCACAUUCUCACAUUCACAACAGAGAAUACACUCAUGCUGUGACCACGCUGAGAUCAUUGGACAAUGUUGUUCUGCUUAGGGAUAACUUCAACUUAUUGACCACCAUGGGAGAGUGUUAUUAUUAUGCAGGCGAUGACAAGAAUGCUAUGCUGUGUCUGAAGCGAGCCAGAAUUAUCGAGCCUGACAUAACAAAAGGAGUGGACAUCUAUGCUGCGAUUCUAUACAAGAUGCACUACAUCAAAGAUUUGGAACGACUAAUACCAGCGAUAACUGCUAACAACGAGUGCACUGGGGAAAUUUAUGUAGCGAUGGCGUAUUCCUUGUAUGCUGCUAGAAAAUUCAGCAGAGCGAACACCCUAACUGCUCAAGCAUUGAAUCUGAAUUCCAACGACAUAGAGGCCACCAUACUGCGGGGCAACAUCUUCAUCGAGCAGAAAAAGUAUCAGGACGCAUUGUUCUUCUUCAGACACGCAGUGCAAUUAAAACCCUACAGAUACGAACCACACAAAGGCUUAGUGGACUGUCUCGUCGGGAUGCACAGGUUACGAGAGGCUUUGAAUAUCGCCAGCAGCUCUUGCAAACAACUUGGACAUACCGCGAGGGUCCUGACAUUAUAUGCGUCCGUCUUGAUGAAGGAUCCUGUAUCAGUGAGCAAGGCCAAAAAUCUUCUUGAAAAGGCACUGUCCCAGGAUGAGGUCUACUUACCCGCAGUGUACCUGCUCGCGGAAAUAUACGAACAAGAGAUGAAUCUGGAAGCGGCCAUCCUAUUGCUCGAGAGGCAGGUGGAGAAUAAUUCUACCUGCAAGCUUCAUCAGACCUUGGGAGACUUGUGGGCGAGAGUGCACAACGAAGAGAAGGCUCUAGAUCAUUAUGCCAUAGCUUUGAACUUGGAUCCGAGUAACAGGAGAGCUUUAGAAGGAAUGCACAGGCUAGACAAUUCUUCCAGUAAACUAGACUCUGCUUAUUAUAUGACUGUCGGUGAGGAACAGGCUGAUACAACUUAUGAUGUUGGUGAUGGUCUACAAGAUACAGAUAAUGAUGAGGCACCAGAAGAGAGUGAAACCGAAGCCAUUUGGUCAGAUAUGGACUUGGAAGCGAAUAGUCAGUAGUCAUCCUCGUUGUAUAGAGAGAAAUGAUCUGAAAGUCAAUUUUCUCUGAUGCUGCUUGAUUAACAAUUGACUGUAGUCAAUUUCUUAACAGAGGAUCUUGAAAGAAUAAUUCCAUAAACUAAUGUUUAUUGUAUAUUCUGCUCAAUGAGCAUUAAAUGAGAUGAGACUGAUGUUUGUAAUUAGAUGAGCUAAAUGUAUAAUAGAGCGAAGUGUGUAAUUUUACUUUUUUUUUAUUUGUAUAAGAUAAUAAGAUUUGUUAAACAUAAUUUUCUGUUAAUAAAUCUCUCUUAUCAUUUA
This is a messenger RNA of Nylanderia fulva, 2242 nucleotides long. The record is from RefSeq and is a predicted model, not a curated record. NCBI's taxonomy places the organism in Eukaryota, Metazoa, Arthropoda, Insecta, Hymenoptera, Formicidae.